GAUCGCCAACUCAGCUUCUACAAUUACGUUGCUAUUCUCAUCUCAAUCCCUUUGGCGCCGCGCAUCCGUCAAAAUGGCACGUAACUCGGAAAAGGCACAGUCUAUGCUGUUUCGCUUCCGCGAAGCUCAAGCAGCAGACCUAGGCAUCAUCGACGCCGGCCGCACACGUCGCCCCAAGCUCAUCACCGAAGUCUCAGCCAUUCCCGCCUGCGAAAAAUGGCGUGGACAAGUCCUCAAAGAAAUCUCGCGCAAGAUGUCACGUAUCCAAGAUCCUAUCCUCAGCGACUACCAGAUCCGCGAUCUCAACGACGAAAUCAACAAGCUCAUGCGCGAGAAGCACAUGUGGGAGAUUCAGAUACGUAAUCUCGGGGGACCGAACUACAUGCGCGGCGGGGGCAAGAUCUACGAUGAGCAAGGACGCGAAAUACCCGGUAGUGGGAAAGGCUACAAAUAUUUUGGUAGAGCGAGGGAACUGCCGGGUGUGAAGGAGUUGUUUGAGGCAGCGAAGAACCAAGGUGAUGAGAAGCCGCUUGAGGAGAGGCAUGAUAUGAGGAGGAAUGUUGACGCGGCGUAUUAUGGUUAUGCGCCUGAUGAGGAGGAUGAGGAGAUGUUGGCGUAUGAGGCGGAGAAGGAGAGGCAGGCGGUUGAGCAUUUGCUCAAGACGGGGAGUAAGGAUGUGCCGGAGGGGUGGGAGCCGCUGCCAGGGGAUAGUGGUGAUGGGAUUACGUGGGAUUUACCGACGUUGGAGGAGGUGCAGGAGGAGUUGAUCGAUCGGAGGAGAAGGAGGCUCUUGGAGCAGUUGUGAUGUGUGGUUCGGAGGUCUCCGUGUAUCAUCGGAGAGGUUUAUGGGGACGGGAAGUUGUAUUGUAUUGUUGGUUGUUGGAUCAGUUGAGGCUAGGUGAUGGUUCACAUUCACGGCGUUUAGGACGGUCACUUAUUUACAGGCGUAUGGGUUUAUCAUGAUACUUGCCAAAAAGAAUAUCUUUCUCAAUCGUGCAUUCUCACCCCU
Molecule: messenger RNA, 1009 nt
Organism: Fusarium oxysporum Fo47
Lineage: Eukaryota; Fungi; Ascomycota; Sordariomycetes; Hypocreales; Nectriaceae
Product: Isy1-like splicing factor
Exons: 2
Coding region: 74-805 (243 amino acids)
Biological process (GO): generation of catalytic spliceosome for second transesterification step; mRNA 3'-splice site recognition
Cellular component (GO): post-spliceosomal complex; catalytic step 2 spliceosome; post-mRNA release spliceosomal complex
Source: RefSeq, a predicted model, not a curated record